Messenger RNA from Oncorhynchus masou masou (cherry salmon), 5265 nucleotides. RefSeq names its product ChaC, cation transport regulator homolog 2 (E. coli) (gene chac2). The record is from RefSeq and is a predicted model, not a curated record. Gene Ontology annotation, molecular function: glutathione specific gamma-glutamylcyclotransferase activity; gamma-glutamylcyclotransferase activity. Lineage: Eukaryota; Metazoa; Chordata; Actinopteri; Salmoniformes; Salmonidae. Gene Ontology annotation, cellular component: cytoplasm. The transcript is spliced from 3 exons. Gene Ontology annotation, biological process: glutathione catabolic process. Bases 189 to 839 code for a protein of 216 amino acids.
AGUUGCUGGUUGCUUGAGAUAGAAGUAGCUGGUCGCGACAUUGAGCUUUGUUGUGAAUGCAGUACAGUAUUAGCUGCCACUAACAGAAAAGAUGGUGGUGUAUAGUGCUAAAAACUAAAUGUUUGACAGUACACGCUACGUGAGGUGUGACAGUUAUCCAGCCAGGUGGAGGAGCAGGUACAGUAGCUAUGUGGGUGUUCGGUUAUGGCUCUCUGAUCUGGAAGGUGGAUUUUCCCUAUGAGGAGAAGCGGAUCGGCUACAUUAUCGGCUUCAGCCGGCGCUUCUGGCAAGGCAGCACCGACCACAGGGGAGUGCCAGGCAAGCCUGGCCGAGUCGUGACUCUGGUGGAGGACCCAGAGGGUUGUGUCUGGGGCGUGGCAUAUAAGCUGCCGUCUGGCCGAGAGCAGGAAGUGAAGUGUUACCUUGACUACCGGGAGAAGGGCGGUUACCGCGUCAUCACAGUGAACUUUCACCCCAGACCCUCCGUGACCCCCACACAACACACUGACACUCCCCCUGAACCCAGCCAGGCUCUGCUCUACAUCGGUUCUAAUGACAGCCCUGACUACCUGGGUCCCGCCCCCCUGGAGCUGAUAGCCAAUCAGAUUGUAGAUGCUGUCGGACCGAGUGGACGGAACACUGAAUACCUGUUUUCAUUGGCUGAGGCGCUGAGGACCCUCCUCCCUGAAGACUCAGACACACACCUCUUCUCUCUCGAAGACCUGGUUAGAGAGAGACUAGCACACACACUUACUACAUGUGUGUCAGUAAACCAUCGCAGGGAUGCUGUAGAUUGUCAGUCAUGUGAUUGUCUCCAGGACCAUUCAGAGCUGGGUUAAGGUUAGUGUUAGGACCGUUCAGAGCUGGGUUAAGGUUAGGACUGUUCAGAGCUGGGUUAAGGUUAGGGUUAGGACCGUUCAGAGCUGGGUUAAGGUUAGGGUUAGGACCGUUCAGAGCUGGGUUAAGGUUAGGGUUAGGACCGUUCAGAGCUGGGUUAAGGUUAGGGUUAGGACCGUUCAGAGCUGGGUUAGGGUUGGGACUGUUCAGAGCUGGGUUGUGGUUGGGACUGUUCAGAGCUGGGUUGUGGUUGGGACUGUUCAGAGCUGGGUUAGGGUUGGGACUGUUCAGAGCUGGGUUAGGGUUGGGACUGUUCAGAGCUGGGUUAGGGUUGGGACUGUUCAGAGCUGGGUUAGGGUUGGGACUGUUCAGAGCUGGGUUAGGGUUGGGACUGUUCAGAGCUGGGUUAGUGUUGGGACUGUUCAGAGCUGGGUUAGUGUUGGGACUGUUCAGAGCUGGGUUAGGGUUGGGACUGUUCAGAGCUGGGUUAGGGUUGGGACUGUUCAGAGCUGGGUUAGGACUGUUCAGAGCUGGGUUAGGGUUUGGACUGUUCAGAGCUGGGUUCGGGUUAGGACUGUUCAGAGCUGGGUUAGGGUUGGGACUGUUCAGAGCUGGGUUCGGGUUGGGACUGUUCAGAGCUGGGUUCGGGUUAGGACUGUUCAGAGCUGGGUUAGGACUGUUCAGAGCUGGGUUAGGGUUGGGACUGUUCAGAGCUGGGUUAGGACUGUUCAGAGCUGGGUUAGGGUUAGGACUGUUCAGAGCUGGGUCAGGGUUAGUAGAAUAUGUACCAAACCUGCCAGGUCAGUGUUACUUUUUGCUGCGUUCAAAACAACUGGGAAUUCGAUAAAAAAACAAGCUCUGACUGGGGAGAAAUCGAUUUGAACGGUCAUCCAACUCGGGAACUCGGGCCUCUUUCUUGAGCUCACUGACGUCAUAAUUUGACCUUAUAUUUUAACAAAUUCCCAGCAGUUUUGAACGCGGCAUUAGCCCUAUCUCUAAGGACUGGUUUACUGUUCGAGAUCUCUCACGGUCCAGUGAUGUCAUUUAAACUUGUCUCACGGUCCAGUGAUGUCAUUUAAACCUGUCUCACGCUCCAGUGAUGUCAUUUAAACCUGUCUCACGCUCCAGUGAUGUCAUAUUAAAUAGCUGUCUCACUCUUCAGUCCAUAUAGACGGGUUGGUUAUUUAGCAACAAAACUGACGCAUUGUGGUAGUAUGUACAGUUGAAGUCGAAAGUUUACAUACACUUAGGUUGUAGUCAUUAAAACUCGUUUUUCAACCACUCCGCACAUUUCUUGUUAACAAACUACAAACUAUAGAUUUGGCAAGGAGGUUAGGACAUCUACUUUGUGCAUGACACAAGUAACUUUUCCAACAAUUAUUUACAGACAGAUUAUUUAACUUAGAAUUCAUUGUAUCACAAUUCCUGUGGGUCAGAAGUUUACAUACAUGAAAUUGACUGCGCCUUUAAACAGCUUGGAAAAUUCCAGAAAAUUAUGUCAUGGCUUUAGAAGCUUCUGAUAGGCUAAUUGACAUCAUUUGAGUCAAUUGGAGGUGUACCUGUGGAUGUAUUUCAAGGCCUAUCUUCAAACUCAGUGCCUCUUCGCUUGACUUCAUGCGAAAAUCUAAAGAAAUCAGCCAAGACCUCAGAUUUUUUUUUUUUGAACUCCACAAGUCUAGUUCAUCCAAACAAACAAUAGUACUUAAGUAUAAACACCAUGGGACCACGCGGCCAUCAUACCGCUCAGGAAGGAGAUGCGUUCUGUCUCAUCGAGAUGAACGUACUUUGGUGCGAAAAGUGCAAAUCAAUCCCAGAACAACAGCAAAGGACCUUGUGAAGAGGAUGGAGGAAACAGGUAAAAAAGUAUCUAUAUCCACAGUAAAACAAGUCCUAUAUCGACAUAACCUGAAAAGCCACUCCGCAAGGAAUAAGCCACUGCUCCAAAACCGCCAUAAAAAGCCAGACUACAGUUUGCAUCUGCACAUGGGGACUUUUUGGGGAAAUGUCCUCUGGUCUGAUGAAACAAAAAUAGAACUGUUUCGCCAUAAUGUCCAUCGUUAUGUUUGGAGGAAAAAGGGGGAGGCUUGCAAGCCGAAGAACACUAUCUCAACCGUGAAGCACGGGGGUGGCAGCAUCAUGUUGUGGGGGUGCUUUGCUGCAUGAGGGAUUGGUGCACUUCACAAAAUAGAUGGCAUCAUGAGGAAGGAAAAUUAUGUGGAUAUAUUGAAGCAACAUCUCAAGACAUCAGUCAGGAAGUUAAAGCUUGGUCACAAAUGGGUCUUCCAAAUGGACAAUGACCCCAAGCAUACUUCCAAAGUUGUGGCAAAAUGGCUUAAGGACAACAAAGUCAAGGUAUUGGAGUGGCCAUCACAAAGCCCUGACCUCAAUCCCAUAGAAUAUUUGUGGGCAGAACUGAAAAAGCGUGUGUGAGUAAGGAGGCCUACAGACCUGACUCAGUUACACCAGCUCUGUCAGGAGGAAUGAGCCAAAAUUCACCCAACUUAUUAUGGGAAGCUUGUGGAAGGCUACCCGAAACGUUUGACCCAAGUUAAACAAUUUAAAGGCAAUGCUACCAAAUACUAAUUGAGUGUAUGUACAUUUCUGACCCACUGGGAAUGUGAUGAAAGAAAUACAAGCUGAAAUAAGUUAUUCUCUCUGCUAUUAUUCUGACAUUUCACAUUCUUAAAAUGAAGUGGGGAUCCUAACUGACCUAAGACAGGGAAUUUUUUACGAGGAUUAAAUGUCAGGAAUUGUGAAACUGAGUUUAAAUGUAUUUGGCUAUGGUGUAUGUAAACUUACGACUUCAACUGUGUGUGUGUGUGUGUGUGUGUAAAAUAUAUAUAUAUAUAUAUUUUACACACACACACACACACACACACAGUGUUUUCAAAAAGUAUUCAGGCCCCUUCCGCAUUUUGUAAAGUUACGGCCUUAUUCUAAAAUGGAUUCAAUUUAAAAAAUGUCAAUCAAUCGACACAAUUCCCUAUAAUGACAGCGAAAACAGAUUUUUACAUUUCAGCAAAUUUUUUUAAGUAUUCAGACCCUUUGCUCUGAGACUCAAUUUUGCUCAGGUGCAUCCUGUUUCCAUUGAUCACCCUUGAUGUUUCUACAACUUGAUUGGAGUCCACCUGUGGUAAAUUCCAUUGAUUUGACAUGAUUGUAAAGGAACACACCUGUCUAUAUAAGGUCCCACAGUUGACAGUGCAUGUCAGAGCAAAAACCAAGCCAUGAGGUCGAAGGAAUUGUCUGUAGAGCCCCAAGACAGGAUUGUGUGGAGGCACAGAUCUGGGGAAGGGUACUAAAAAAAUCUGCAGCAUUGAACGUCCCCAAGAACACAGUGGCCUCCAUCAUUUUUAAAUGAAAGAAGUUUGGAACCACCAAGACUCUUCCUAGAGCCGGUCGCCUGGGCCAAACUGAGCAGUCGGGGAAGGGCCUUGGUCAGGGAGGUAACCAAGAACCCGAUGGUCACUCUGACAGAGCUCCAGAGUUACUCAGUGGAGAUGGGAGAACCUUCCAGAAGGACAACCACCUCUGCAACACUCCACCAAUUAGGCUGUUAUGGUAGAGUGGUCAGACAGAAGCCGCUCCUCAGUAAAAGGUACAUGACAGCCCGCUUGGAGUUUGCCAAAAGUCACCUGAAGAAUUUCAGACCUUGAGAAGCAAGAUUCUCAGGCCAAAGAUUGAACUCUUUGGCCUGAAUGCCAAGCAGAGGAAACCUGGCACCAUCCCUACGGUGAAGCGUGAUUGUGGCAGCAUCAUGCUGUGGGGAUGUUUUUCAGUCGUAGGGACUUGGAGACUAGUCAGGAUCAAGUGAAAGAUGAAUGGAUCAAAGUACAGAGAGAUCCUUGAUGAAAACCUGCUCCAGAGUUCUCAGGACCUCAUCCAAACCGGCCAGAACUUGAGAGGAUCUGCAGAGAGGAAUGGGAGAAACUCCCCAAAUACAGGUGUGCAAAGAUUGUAGCGUCACACCCAAGAAGACUUGAGGCUGUAAUCACUGCCAAAUGUGCUUUAACAAAGUACUGAGUAAAGGGUCUGAAUACUUAUGUAAAUGUAAUAUUUUGGGGGUUUUUGCCAACUUUUCGAAAACUUGUUUUUGCUUUGUCGAUAUGGGGUAUUGUGAUGUCAUUAUGGGGUAUUGUGAUGUCAUUAUGGGGUAUUGUGAUGUCAUUAUGGGGUAUUGUGAUGUCAUUAUGGGGUAUUGUGUGUAGCUUGAUGAGGGGGAAAAACCAUAAUACUUUGCGAAGGCACUGUAGAUGGAUAUACAGAACCAUAUCUAUCAUUUGGCUGUAUGUAUUUUUUAAUAUAGGCCUAUUGUAAAUGUGUAUUAUUGUUGCUCCACCAUCUUUAUUGCAAAAAGAAAUACAAGUACAAACAACUUCAAGCUACAUGUUAUUUUGACGGAGGUAAUAAACUGUCCAUUGAUCAACA